Messenger RNA from Striga asiatica, 2360 nucleotides. The record is from the annotation of a GenBank genome assembly. NCBI's taxonomy places the organism in Eukaryota, Viridiplantae, Streptophyta, Magnoliopsida, Lamiales, Orobanchaceae.
AUUUGGUUUCAAUGACAGUCCUACUCAGACUCCCCGUACAAAAAUAUCUCACAUCUCUGUAGAUCGAUUUCUACUGUUGACGUAUCAAUUUCGAACUCUCUCUCUGGGCAGCUAUCCCAAUUUUGGACUUGUAACCUGAAUCACAAAACUCCCAGGAUCCUGUUAUUUUUGCUCUACGCGCUCACAGGGAAUAUGGAGCCGCCGGCGACAGUUGGUGGAGGCGGCGGCGGAGCCGGAGUGAGGCGCCAGCAGCCGCAACAACAGCAGGGGGUUGGGAAUAUGUUGACGGGAAUAAUUAGGGUCGCAGUGUUGUGGUAUUUCGCGUCCAAAUUCUUUGGACCCAAGCGACCGCCUAGUACUCAGUCCUCUCACCAGAUCUCCAAUCUGUUUCACAAGGGAGAACCUCUGGAUAUGUGGGUAUAUCUUUCUGAGCAAGAGAAAUUUAAUGACUUCGGCAGUGAGGGUGCCCUUGUCUGGCAGGAGACAAAUAUACCUUUCGCUAUUUGGACAGCAGACAGUUCCAGAACUCUAUCCAUGAAGUAUUAUCCUUCUGAGGCUUUAAAGCACAAUGGGAGUCUUUAUGCUCAUGUUUUCUUUGCUAGGUCUGGCUAUCCGCCAGACCCGAAGGACCCUGAGUACCAACCUUUGGCUGCUUUUGGGAGGACCCACCCUUUGGUGACAUAUUUGCCCAAAAAGGCUGACAAGAAGAAGAGUCUUUUAGGGAACUCCAAGGACGCUGGAGUAGAUGAAAAGGCUACCGAUAUACCCAAGGAUUCUAAUGAUGAUGAGAAAGAGGAUGGACCUGUUGAAUGGAUGUCAUAUUGGAAGCCUAAUGUUACAAUCAAUCUGGUGGAUGAUUUUACCAGAUACACUCAGAAUGCAGUUCCGCCAAAUAUUGCUCCUUGUAUCCUUGAGUUAUUGCCAGUUUUACAUGGUUAUGGCCAUUUUCUUUGUUUGUCUCAAAACCUUGUCCCAUUGCUAUUCCCUACAGGAAACUACUAUCCCACCAUAUUCUUCAAUGACUUUUGGUUACUUCGGGAUAAGUUGGUACAAAUCAAUGAGACGGUGAAUGAAUUGCCCCUGAAUUUAGAGGUUGGUCCCAUUAGCAUGACAAAAUGGCAGCUAUACCUACAGAUUGACCAGUCAUUCCAGAUUCAUAGGAAUUAUGGAAGCAUGCUUGAAGGUGAAGCUGAUGAACUUAAGAGAGUCUUUCUGGAGGGGAACCCUUACCUUUUGGUAGUUACCAUGCUUGUAUCGGUACUUCACUCCUUGUUCGACUUCUUGGCUUUUAAGAACGAUAUUCAGUUCUGGAAUAAAAACAAGUCCAUGGAGGGAUUAUCCGCAAAAUCUGUUGUCGUGAAUUUCUUCUCUCAACUAAUAGUCUUCCUUUAUCUCCUUGACAAUGAAACUUCGUGGAUGAUACUUGCAAGUUCUGGUAUUGGCUGCUGCAUCGAGUUCUGGAAAAUCGGAAAAGCCAUGCAUAUUGAGGUUGACAGAUCAGGUGUGAUACCAAGGCUGAGGUUCCGUGACCGUGAGUCAUAUGCUAGUAACAAGACGAAAGAAUAUGAUGAUAUUGCAAUGAAAUACUUAACAUAUGUUCUCUUGUUUCUCGCUGUAUGUUUCUCUAUUUAUUCUCUGAAGUACGAACGUCACAAGAGUUGGUACUCUUGGAUUCUCUCAUCCCUUACGAGCUGCGUCUACAUGUUUGGUUUUAUUAUGAUGUGCCCUCAGCUGUUUAUUAAUUAUAAGCUAAAGUCUGUUGCCCAUAUGCCAUGGAGGCAGAUGACAUACAAAUUCUUGAACACGAUCAUUGAUGAUCUCUUUGCAUUUGUUAUAAAAAUGCCGAUCCUUCAUCGACUUUCCGUCUUCCGUGAUGAUGUUAUUUUCUUGAUAUACCUUUAUCAAAGAUGGGUCUACCCGGUGGACAAGAAACGAGUAAACGAAUUUGGUUUUGGUGGGGAGGAUGAACAAGCCACGACCACUACUCAGGCAAUAGAGCAGAGUGAAGAAGAGAAGAAAACUAACUGAGUCAUUACGAGUCAGGCAAUAAUCAUUUCUCUUAACUCAAAAACAUAAUUUUGUUAUCUGUUUUUUAGUUUUCUUGGUUAUAUUAGAUUGGCUGUUGCCUUUACCUGGUGCUUGCAACUGGUUUGAUUUUUAUCUUCUUUUUUAAUUGGAUUCUUGGAAUUUUUUUUUUUAGUAGAUUGGUGCCAAGCAUCUCAGGUAGAGGUUAAUAUAUAUGUUGUAGGCAUAAGAGAAGUGCAGCCCUGAAGACAAUAGAAAGAAUAUUACAGUUCAAGUCAAAUUAUUUUCUAAUGGCUAGAAAUAAAAUAUCAUUUUUCGAUGAGUUUUAUUUUGUA